AUGGGGAAAAUACAGGGCUCGGUCCCUGGUAGCGAGGCUGGGUGUGUCAAGUCCGCUUGUCAUUCUCGGCUGGUAACCACUCACAAACAUAACCGCGGCCGCAGUCGCACCAACACGGGAAGAGUCAAAUCGUCAAUGGACGGGAGCACGGUGCCGCCACGCGGCCCGGCAAUCGAUGCCUCGAGCGCCUUCAUACUUCUCAUCACCAUCUUUGCCUUUUUCUUGCCCAUCCUCCUCUACUUCCCGCCAGUGCCCCCAUCCAAACGCGAUGCCCUCCUUGAAACACACACUCAAGUCGGCCUCAGCCCCUCAGAAUCCGGCCUAAAAGGACACCACUCCAAAGCCAAUAACAGCAACGGCAGUGACAACAACCCAACCUCCAAAAUCCGCAGCCUCUUUAUCUACCCCCUCAAAUCCUGCCGCGGCAUCGAGGUCCGCCAAAGCAAGGUCCUACCCACGGGCCUAGAAUUCGACCGCCUCUACACCUUCGCCCAGCUCAAGAGCCCCUUCCCCCUCGCCCUCCCCUCCCCCAGCCAGGACCAGGACCAGGACAAGUCCACGGAAAAGGAAAAAGAAGCCCACACCUGGCACUUCAUCACGCAGCGCCAAUUCCCGCUCCUCGCCACCAUCCGAGUCGACCUCUUCACCCCGGACCCGCUCAAAACCCGCGUCGUCGGCACGACACCACCACCACCACCACCAUCAGCAUCAGCAUCCGCAUCCGCAUCCGCACCCUUCCUCCUCGUCCGCUUCCCCUGGCGCGAGCGCGGCCUGCGGGGCUUGCUCGGCUGGGUGGGCGCGAAGCUGGCGCGGGGGUGGCGCGCGCAGCCCGAGCGCGAGUUCGUGCUGCCCGUGGCGUAUCCGACGGCGGAGGAGAUCGCGGCGCGCGGGUACGGCGAGGGGGAGGAGGUCGUGGUGUGGCGGGAGACGGUGCGUGCGUUGGAUAUGGGGGUCGAGGUGCCGGAGGAGUUGGCGCUGUAUUUGGGGGUGAGCAAUCGGUUGGGGCUGUUUCGCGUGGAUCCCGGGAGGCUGAGGGAGGUGUUUCGGUGUGCGCCGAGGAGGGGGGAGGCUGGGUAUCAGCCGGUGACGGGGUUUCAGGAUGCGUAUCCGCUGCACCUCUUGAACCUGACCAGCGUUCGAGAUUUCGAGGCCAAGAUCGAAAAGGACGAGGCCCUCCGGGAGCUGGACCCCAGGAGGUUUCGGGCUAAUAUCAUCGUGGACGGCGAUGACAGCCCCUACGACGAAGAGACGUGGAAGAGGAUCCGGUUCAGACCGGGGCCCAGCAGUAAGCGUGACGCUUCGGAGUUCCAUGUGUCUUGCCGAACCGUCCGCUGCAAGCUGCCCAAUGUCGACCAGGAUACUGGCUCUCGGCAUCCUAUGCAGCCAGACAGGGCUCUGAGGAAGUUCAGAGAGGUUGACGAAGACUUGGGCCGCGCCGGCGCGGGGGCAGAAGGAGUAUUGUUGGUGCCAACAGCGGUGGAGGUUGCUGCGGCUGGAGGGGCUAUAGUGUGGGUGGUUUGUUAA
Molecule: messenger RNA, 1524 nt
Organism: Chaetomium globosum CBS 148.51
Lineage: Eukaryota; Fungi; Ascomycota; Sordariomycetes; Sordariales; Chaetomiaceae
Exons: 8
Coding region: 1-1524 (507 amino acids)
Molecular function (GO): pyridoxal phosphate binding; molybdenum ion binding; catalytic activity
Source: RefSeq, a predicted model, not a curated record